Messenger RNA from Dracunculus medinensis (Guinea worm), 1614 nucleotides. Lineage: Eukaryota; Metazoa; Nematoda; Chromadorea; Rhabditida; Dracunculidae. The record is from the annotation of a GenBank genome assembly.
AUGAAGGCAAUUUUAAUCAUGAUCUCAACUUUAUUUUUGUUUAAAGUAAAUUCUGACAAACCUUGUAUUCUAAAACAAUACGAAGGUCGAGAGAAAUUUGUAUGCGUUUGUAAUGCAACUUAUUGCGAUGAAAUCGACGAGAUUAACGAUCUUAAACCUUUCGAAGCGAUUAUUUAUGAAUCUUCAGAGUCUGGAAAACGUUUUCAAAAAACAACGACCGGCUUUACAAAUUAUUCUAAAUAUGCGAAUAAGAGUCAACAACGAAGAAUAGUUGUUAAUGAAAAACAGAAAUUUCAAAAAAUAUUUGGUUUUGGUGGUGCUUUUACUGAUGCAUCUGGAAUAAAUCUGAAUUCGUUAUCCGAGAAAACCCGAGAAGCGCUUAUUCGUUCUUACUUCAGUGAUACGGGUUUACAAUAUUCAUUGGGAAGAGUACCAAUCGCCAGUUGCGACUUCUCAACGCAUGUUUAUUCAUACGAUGAUAUUGCUGAUGAUUUUGGUUUAAAGAACUUUUCGCUGACCGAUGAAGAUCGCAAACUAAAAGUUAAACUUUUAAAAUUCAAGGAUAAUCUUGAAAAAAAACAAAUGAUCCCAUUUAUCCAACAAGCAUUAAAUUUUACUAAUGGCCAAAUGAAAAUAUUCGCUUCGCCAUGGUCAGCACCUUUCUGGAUGAAAUCCACGAAUAGUAUGGCAGGUGGUGGAACACUUAAAGUGAACAACAACGAAUCUUAUCAUGUUACUUGGGCUAAUUAUUUCAUCAAAUUUAUUGAAGAAUACAAAAAAGCUAACAUUAAUAUAUGGGGCAUAACAGUCCAAAAUGAGCCGACAACAGGCGUUGCUUUGGACUACAAAUUUCAAACAAUGUAUUUCAAUCCGUUAACUGAAAGAGACUUUAUAAAAAAGCAUCUGGGACCAACUUUUAAAAAAAGUCCAGUAGCUAAAGAUGUGAAGAUAAUAAUAAUGGACGAUCAAAGAAUUCAAUUACCACAGUGGCCUGAUCAAGUGCUUCGUGACGCUGAAACUGAAAAAUAUGUCUCAGGAAUUGGUGUUCAUUGGUAUUUGAAUUUUGUUUCAGCAAAACGACUCUCCGAGACACAUAAUCGUCAUCCUAAUAAGUUUAUUUUAGCUACUGAGGCUUGUGCUGGUUUUAUAAUGCCAAACAAAGGUCCAUUCAUGGGCGAUUGGGAUCGCGCAAUACAUUAUACCCAUGAUAUAAUCGAUGAUUUAGCGAAUUGGGUGGUUGGUUGGACGGAUUGGAAUCUCUGUUUAGAUGUUAAUGGUGGGCCGAAUUGGGUAGAAAAUUUUGUCGAUUCACCAAUUAUUGUUAAUGCAACGUUGGAUGAAUUCUAUAAGCAGCCAAUGUUCUAUGCGAUGGGUCAUUUCAGUAAAUUCGUACGACCAGGUUCAUUUCGAAUCGAAUCAAUCAUAAAAGAUCCAUCGGUACCAUUUGAAGCGAUCGCAUUUGUGACGCCAAAAUCUCAAACAGUUCUAAUAAUGAAUAAUCCUGAUUUCGAGCAAACUUUUAUGCUAACGAUUGAAGACAAAUCAAUCAAAGACAAAUUUCUCGAUAUAAUUCUUAAACCGAGAACAUUAAUGUCAAUCGUAUGGAAAAAAUAA